Molecule: messenger RNA, 1108 nt
Organism: Rhizophagus irregularis DAOM 181602=DAOM 197198
Lineage: Eukaryota; Fungi; Glomeromycota; Glomeromycetes; Glomerales; Glomeraceae
Source: RefSeq, a predicted model, not a curated record
AAAAAAAAAAACUUUUUUCAUAACUUCCUUAUUUGUUUAUUUGGUUAUAUUUAAUUAAUUUUUAACCGGAAAAACCGGAAAAAUCUGAACUUUACCAAAUAUAUUGAAUAUAAAGUAUUAUACGUAACUUCAUAUUCUUCUCUGGCGGGAUAUUCCUUUUAUAGUUAUCACCGCUUUGUGAAUAUAUUUUUUUUUUUAUCAUUCUUUCUUUUUAUUUCUGUUUGUAUUAAUUGCACCAUGAAUAUGCAUUGCAUUUUAACUAUUACAUAUAAAAAAAAUGUAUAUAAAUAGCUGACCCGAACAACAUUCCUUUUUUCUUAAUUUCACAAAAAAAAAUAAAUAAAUGAAUAUUAAUUUACAAAUUUAUAUUAACACUAUCACACUAUGAGUCAAAAUGACGAUUUUCAACCUUCUCCUUCUGAAUCUUAUGAUUCACAGCAAGAUAAUAUCCCUCUUGUUCAAACUGAUGAUUUUAUACCACAAGAGAACGCUAAUCCACAACAGCAGGACACAAGUCAAUAUGAUCCGAUGCCAAUGGGGCCUCAACAAACAUCACCAACUAACAUUUUAACGACCGACUUUUUUGUAAACUCUCAAAUUCAAACCCAUCCUAAAAAAUUUUUUUAUCACCCAUGUGAUGAUUUUCUCCAUUAUCACAUUGAAUGUGAAAACAUCGAUAACGACCUUAUUUUAAGAUUAUUAAAUCAUCCAUUUUAUAUCACACAAUUAAACGAAAUCGAAAAUCGAUAUGUUUUCUUUUAUAAGCAACUUUACAAUAAUCAAUUUUACCAGAUAACUUGUGAAAUUGUUCCUCCAUCUUUGAUUAAUAAUUGCUUGAACGGACAUUAUUAUGAUAUUCAAAUUGAACGGAGUGUGAGACAAGAACAGUUAACUUUUGCUCCUUAUCAAAAAGAAAACCUCAGAUAUCAUUUAGAGUUAUACUUGCGUAACAAGAUACUUCAUUAAAAAUAUUUAACUAUUGUAAAAUUAUUUAAAAUAAUUAUUAUUAAAUACAAAAUAUUUAAGAUUUAUUAAACAAAUCAAAUGAAUAUACAAAAAAAAAAAUAUAUUUGUAAUCUUAAACUGUAUAAGAUAUUUUAUAGUUUAA